Durusdinium trenchii is the source of this 696-nucleotide messenger RNA. Lineage: Eukaryota; Dinophyceae; Suessiales; Symbiodiniaceae. The record is from the annotation of a GenBank genome assembly.
AUGCUUGAUCUUCAGAAGCAUCGGGCACCAGGGCACAGGCAACCCACCAACGCUUGCAGAGAACAUGCAAACUGGGCAUUCCCGAGGUUCCAUCCAAUUGGCACCUUCCAGUCCUGCUAUCAGCAGCGCUGUGGAACACCACGUCAAAGUAACCUGGUGAAGAGCAGCUUAGCCACGCUCCGAUGUGUACGGGAUUUGAAUCCAGAGGCUGCCCUGGAAGGAUUAGUGGACUUCAGCCACGUUUGGGUACUCUACAUCUUCCACGAGAAUACCAACACUCUGCGAGGGCCAAAGAGUGUGUCACGACGUCGUCAACAACAGGGCCGUGUGCCCUUGUGGCAGGGACUUUGCAUGAAAGUGGCUCCGCCACGAUGUCCAGAGCUGCGUGUAGGGGUUUUGGCAUGUCGGACGCCUCAUCGGCCGAAUCCCAUUGGCCUCUCCUUGGCGAAAGUCGUCGAGGUGAAACCAUCGGAGGGCAUUUUGGUCUUGGCUGGUUUGGACGUUAUCGAUGGAACCCCUUGCCUAGAUUUGAAACCAUAUCUACCCAGCUUCGAGGCGAUUGAUGCCUCAGUGCCUCAGUGGGUUCAAACCUCCUAUGAGGAACCCAUGAUGGAGGCCGAGACGGAGCGUCUGCGAAACUUCAUGAAACUUGUGAGCAUUUGCAAGGAGUGGAGUGGCAGAGUGUUUGAGAGCUGA